This is a messenger RNA of Drosophila biarmipes, 7721 nucleotides long. RefSeq names its product hemicentin-1 (gene fred). Gene Ontology annotation, molecular function: cell adhesion molecule binding. The coding region runs from base 531 to 4940 and encodes 1469 amino acids. The transcript has 10 exons. Gene Ontology annotation, biological process: cell-cell adhesion. Lineage: Eukaryota; Metazoa; Arthropoda; Insecta; Diptera; Drosophilidae. Gene Ontology annotation, cellular component: cell-cell junction. The record is from RefSeq and is a predicted model, not a curated record.
CGGGCGGCAAAGCGGAAAAGUCGGGAUAGUCGCAAAGAACUGGAAAAGCCGAGCGGAAAGUCCUUUUAAAACGGGGACCUCAAGUGCACAGGGAAACCGAAGAAACGCGAGUGCGGAAAAGCGUUGCAGUGGAAAUUGCGGACAGGCGGAAACCGCGUUUCGUUUACAUUGUCCGGGCAUCUCGAGUGUCUGAAUAUUUGAAAAAGGAUUCCAGCAUCGCAGCUGCAAAACCAAUUCUCGAGUGAGCCUUUAAAAACAGCAAAUUGAAAACGAAAUUAAAAAGACAAAAAAACGAAAUCGAAAACGCAUACCGCAUACCGUAGAAACAAAAAGCGAAAUGUGUCUCGGGAUAAUCGUCAUCGAAAUUGCAUUGCCAUUGCGACAUUAAAAUGCAAUUUGUGCGGGUGGCCGACUCCAGUUACUGUCAAACUGUUGCCUCUUUAGCGGAUUAAUAUUUCUGUAAAUACCACCAGUACCAAAGAAAAACGCUCUGAAAAACAGAAAAUUCAUCAGCAACAACACAGCCAAACAUGUCGACCAUAAAGCUGCUCAUUAUCGGUCACCUUUUGCUCUCGAUUGGCCUGAUCUCCGGCGACGAUUCGCUGGACACGCGUGAGGGAGUCGAUCUGGUGCUCAAGUGCCGCUUCACCGAGCAUUACGACUCGACCGACUUCACCUUCUACUGGGCGCGAUGGACUUGCUGUCCCACAUUGUUCGAGAACGUGGCCAUUGGCGAUGUGCAGCUCAACUCGAAUUAUCGCCUGGACUUUCGACCGGGUCGGGGAAUUUACGAUUUGCAAAUCAAGAAUACUUCGUACAAUCGGGAUAAUGGACGCUUUGAGUGCCGAAUCAAGGCGAAGGGAACUGGCGCGGACGUCCACCAGGAGUUCUACAAUCUGACCGUGCUGACGGCCCCGCAUCCCCCGAUGGUCACUCCGGGAAACUUGGCAGUGGCCACCGAGGAAAAGCCUCUGGAGUUGACCUGCAGCAGUAUAGGCGGCUCACCGGAUCCAAUGAUAACCUGGUACCGCGAGGGCAGCACAGUACCACUGCAGUCGUAUGCGCUGAAGGGCGGUUCGAAGAACCACUAUACCAACGCCACCCUGCAGAUUGUUCCCCGACGGGCCGACGAUGGCGCCAAGUACAAAUGCGUCGUCUGGAAUCGUGCCAUGCCCGAGGGUCAUAUGCUGGAGACCAGUGUCUCGCUGAAUGUCAACUACUACCCCCGCGUGGAGGUGGGACCCCAGAACCCUCUGCGCGUAGAACGCGAUCAUGUGGCGAAACUGGAGUGCCGAGUGGACGCCAAGCCGAUGGUCAGCAACGUGCGAUGGUCUCGAAAUGGUCAGUAUGUGAGCGCCACGCCCACUCACACCAUUUACAGGGUGAACCGUCAUCACGCCGGCAAAUACACCUGCAGUGCGGACAAUGGUCUGGGCAAAACUGGCGAAAAGGAUAUAGUCCUGGAUGUUCUGUAUCCCCCGAUAGUGAUGAUAGAGUCGAAGACCCACGAGGCGGAGGAGGGCGAAACCGUUCUGAUCCGCUGCAAUGUCACCGCAAAUCCUUCGCCCAUAAACAUUGAGUGGUUGAAGGAAGGAGCUCCGGAUUUCCGAUACACUGGCGAACUCUUAACCCUCGGCUCCGUGAGAGCCGAGCAUGCUGGCAACUAUAUCUGCAGAUCGGUGAAUAUCAUGCAACCGUUUAGCUCCAAGAGAGUGGAGGGUGUGGGCAACUCCACGGUGGCUCUACUAGUCCGACAUCGGCCGGGCCAGGCCUAUAUAACCCCUAAUAAACCUGUGGUUCAUGUGGGCAAUGGAGUGACCCUGACCUGCUCGGCAAACCCUCCCGGCUGGCCCGUUCCCCAGUACCGAUGGUUCCGGGAUAUGGACGGAGACAUAGGGAACACCCAGAAAAUCCUGGCUCAGGGUCCCCAGUACUCCAUACCCAAGGCUCAUCUGGGAAGCGAGGGGAAGUACCAUUGUCACGCGGUGAAUGAGUUAGGCAUUGGCAAGAUAGCCACCAUUAUUCUGGAGGUGCAUCAGCCACCCCAGUUCCUGGCCAAGCUGCAGCAACACAUGACGCGCCGAGUGGGCGAUGUGGAUUACGCGGUGACUUGCAGUGCUAAGGGAAAGCCCACACCCCAAAUCCGAUGGAUCAAGGAUGGCACGGAGAUCCUGCCCACGCGGAAGAUGUUCGACAUAAGAACCACGCCCACAGAAGCCGGUGGGGGCGUGGUGGCCGUCCAAAGUAUACUCCGAUUCAGGGGUAAGGCCAGGCCCAAUGGAAACCAGCUGCUGCCCAACGAUAGAGGCCUCUAUACAUGCCUCUAUGAAAACGACGUGAACUCGGCUAAUUCCUCUAUGCACCUGCGGAUAGAACACGAGCCCAUUAUCAUUCAUCAGUACAAUAAAGUGGCAUAUGAUCUGAGGGAGUCCGCAGAGGUGGUCUGCCGGGUUCAGGCCUAUCCGAAGCCCGAGUUUCAAUGGCAGUACGGAAACAAUCCCUCGCCCUUGACCAUGUCCUCGGAUGGCCACUAUGAGAUAAGUACGAGGAUGGAGAACAACGAUGUGUACACCUCUAUCCUGAGGAUAGCGCACUUGCAGCACUCCGACUACGGGGAGUACAUUUGCAGGGCUGUCAAUCCCUUGGACAGUAUCAGGGCUCCCAUAAGACUGCAGCCCAAGGGUUCCCCGGAGAAGCCCACGAACCUGAAGAUCCUUGAAGUGGGUCACAACUACGCCGUUCUAAACUGGACACCUGGGUUCAACGGUGGCUUCAUGAGCACCAAAUACCUGGUGAGCUACAGGAGAGUGGCCACACCUAGGGAACAGACCUUGGCCGACUGCUCGGGUCAUGGUUAUAUACCCAGUUAUCAGAUCAGCAGCUCUUCCAGUAGCUCCAACCACGAAUGGAUCGAGUUCAACUGCUUCAAGGAGAACCCCUGCAAGCUGGCACCCUUAGAUCAGCAUCAGAGCUACAUGUUCAAGGUCUACGCCCUGAACUCCAAGGGAACCUCGGGUUACUCGAAUGAGGUGUUGGCCACCACGAAGGUCAGCAAGAUUCCACCGCCCUUGCAUGUUAGCUACGACCCCAAUUCACAUGUGCUGGGCAUCAAUGUGGCCGCCACCUGUUUGUCCCUGAUCGCGGUGGUGGAGUCCCUGGUCACCCGGGACGCCACUGUGCCCAUGUGGGAGAUCGUCGAGACCCUGACCCUGCUGCCCUCGGGCAGUGAAACGACCUUCAAGGAGGCCGUCAUCAACCACGUGUCGCGCCCCGCCCACUACACCACCGCCACCACAUCGGGUAGGGGUCAGGGCGGUGUGGUGGGUGGAGUGGUGGGUGGUGGCACCCAUCUGGGCGAGGAUCGCACCAUGGCCUUGGCGGAGACAGCCGGUCCUGGUCCAGUGGUGCGAGUCAAACUCUGUCUGCGGUCCAACCACGAUCACUGCGGAGCAUAUGCCAAUGCGGAAAUUGGCAAGUCCUACAUGCCGCACAGCUCCUCCAUGACGACCUCAGCCUUGGUGGCCAUCACCAUCGCCUCGCUCUCCUUCCUCGUCUUCCUGGCCCUGCUCUACGCCUUUUGCCACUGCCGCAGGAGACACGCCUCCAAGAAAGAAAGUGGUUCGGCGGGAGGUGCGGCUGGGGGAGGAGGCACCGCCAACACCGCCACAAAUCCAGGAUCCGCGGGAGCCAAGGAGUACGACCUUGACUUGGACGCCAGUCGAAGACCCUCGCUGAGCCAGGAUCCCCAGCAGCAGCCACCGCCACCACCCCCCUACUACCCCACUGGAAGCCUGGACUCCAAGGACAUGGGCAACGGGAAUGGCGGGAGGGAACUCACCCUCACUGCCCUCCACGAUCCCGACGAGCAGCUGAAUAUGCAACAGCAGCAGCAGCCCCACAACAACCACGGCCAGUACCAACAGCCCAAAGCCAUCCUGGGCAUCUACGGUUCCAGCGGGUGCGGUUCCAGUUCCGGGGGCAAUGCGGGAUCCGGGGGACCACAGCAUCCACAUUCGAACGGCUACGGCUAUCAUGUGACAAGUGCCAUCGGCGUGGACAGCGACAGCUAUCAAGUGCUGCCCUCCGUUGCCAACUCAGCAGCCGGAUCCCACGGUCACGGCAAUGGACAUGGACACGGACACGGACUGGGAGCCGGAGAGUCAGGACCACUUGAGGCGACACCAGCAACAUGCAACAUCAGCGGCGGCAGCAGCAACAUUAACCCAUUGCAGCAGCAACAUUCAGCACGCGCCAAUUUAACGAACCAACCCACCAUCGCCAUCGCCAACAACUCCACCAACAAGAACAACUACAACAACAAAGUCAACAACAACUACAACAGCAGCACGAACACCACCACCAACAACACCAACAAUUGCACCGCCACCACCACCCUGAAGCGCAGCCAUUUGGGAAACAGAGAGCGGGAACGGGAUGCCAGGGAAAUGAGAUCCCUGGUGACCGCAGCCACUGCGGCAACAACAACAGCACUGGCAACCACCAUAACAACCACGUCUCGCAAUGCCAAGGCAGCAACAACAACAACAACACUAGCCAUCACAGGGUCAAGCAACAAUUCGAACGAGAACAGCUACAGCAACGCCAGGGACUUGUCGCAGGAGGCCUUGUGGCGCCUCCAAAUGGCCGCCGCCCAGUCGCAGCAGAUUUAUGUGGAGCGCCCGCCGUCGGCUUUCAGCGGCCUGGUCGACUACAGUAGCUACUCGCCGCAUAUCCCGACGGUCACCAGCUCGCUCAGCCAGCAGAGCUUCAGUCCCACGCAGCAGCUGGCGCCCCACGAAAUGCUGCAGGCCGCCCAGCGGUACGGAACCCUGCGGAAGUCCGGAAAACAGCCGCCGCUUCCGCCCCAGAGGAAGGAUCUGCCGCAGCAGGCGAAGCCGCAACAGCAAGUCGCGGAUAUAAUACAGGAUUUGGCAAAUUAAACUAAUUGCCAGUUAAGAGCAGCAACCCGCAACAAAACGGCAACAAAACACAUUUUGACAUAAGCAUUUCAGUAAGUAAACAGCAAAAAAGAAAUACAUACAUAAAAAAUUAAAACUUUUAGCUGUUUAAGUGGCGUAAAAAUUGCUGGCGAUGCAAGCAUAAAAAGCAAAUUAAGAGAAAACUUGCCUAUUUCGACCAAAAUCCAAAAAAUGCUGUACAUGUGAAAAAUCUACAGAACUACCAAAAAUGAGAGUAAGUUAAAAUACGUAUGUUAGAAAAUACCCAAAGAUAUACAAAAUUAAAUUAAUAUGCUUAGGGGUUUAUGUUUAUAAAAUAGAUAAUUAAAUAUUUUUUUAGUCCUGGGCAUUGAUGAAUUUUCCUGUUUUCACAUGAAAAAAAUAGUAAAAAAUUAUAUAACGCGUUAGAUUACCAGCUCUAUGUUUUUCCUGCGAAUUUCGAUUUCUUGACAAAGCGUUAAAAUUAAUAUUUAUAAUAGUUCAACUCAAAAGUAGUACAGCAAAUUCGUAAAAAUCCAAAUAUGAUUCUCAAAGCCACCACCCUUUAUUAUGCCCACCGCAUAUUUUAUUUAUAUUCAAAUAAUAUUUAAAUUUUCGAUUCUGUGGCCAAAAUAUUGAGGUCCAUGGUGACAAACUGCAAAAAUACCGCCAUGUUAUUCUGGUCAAAUCAUUGUUAAACCGACGGCCAAACACAAAAGCCACCUUUUGAGGUUUCUAUUGCCUUUUUUAGAGCCGUUCUGCAGAAUAUGGAAAUUGUGUUCGUUUAAAUCAAAUAAAGAGACAAAAUGUUCAUUUAAUUGCUUUCCACCCGGCCGGGCCAAAAUAAACCAAUGGCCAAUAAAAAUCAAACUUCGACACAAUGCGAAAAAAGGGGAAAGGUUGGCAAAGUUUUCGACUCCUCAUUAGCUUUUGUCUCCAUUGGGGCAUUAAAUUGGAACGAAUAUAUGUUUGCUCAACUCGACUAAUUGCGCUGCUAAUUUCAAUUGUUCGCAUUGUCGGCGGGCAAUAAUAAUGCAAAAAUUGUAAUUACAAAUUAACAAUUGGUCGUCUGGGUCCCUCGGUGACCUGAAAUUAGAUUGUGUAAAUUUGCAAAUUAAUUUGCCAUUGCACAAAGCCCUCGGUGCAACUCAGUUCGGCGAAAUCAGAGCACAAAAUAUCAAUUUAUUUACUGUUCCAUCUGUAAAUAGUAGACACGACACGGAGUCAUUUAAUUGCAGCUGCAACGGCAACCAAUUUUUAAACUCUACGCUGCCAGUCAACAGUCCAAGUGAGUUGCAUUUACAUUUAAACUAGAUACAAAAUAUUUACACAGCGACAUACAAAACCGCAAAAUAUGGAAAUUAAAAUAGGAAAACUAUCUUUUAGCAUAAAGAGAGCAAAUCUUCGAAAUAAAAUCAUAAUAGCCGGAACAGAGAAUAAUCAACAGACAGCAAAACGAAUUCAAUUUAAAUGUUAAGCUGCGGGGAGUUUCAGAAUGCUUUUGUUUUGCGAGCCAAAAUUGAGUGAAAAGUUCAUUACAGAUACUUUUUCGGUUGUUAUUUACUUUUCGCCUUCAUUCGUGAAAAGUGAUUACCGAAAAAUCAUCAGCCCAACUUUCACAAAACUUUCACCCGACUUGAGGGUGGAGUGAGGCGUUUAUAAAUAUUUAUUCGCUUGCCCUCUUUUUUGCACUCCGACAGUAAUAAAAUUUAUUAAAUUUGUAGCCAUCAAAACGGGUUGUAAACCAUUUAGAUGUACAGAUUUUUCGCUUGUUUCCCAAUUCAAAAUCCAACCCCUUAGCACUUACUGAUAUAGUGAAAAAAACCAAGCGAAACACAGAAUAUUUAAUUGCACAUAGAAGGGAAUCUUUAAUCCAAUACCUGUUCAGCUCCGUUAUGAAAUAUGCAAGUAAUAAAUCCACAUAAUUGAAGCAUUUAUUUUGGUGUUAGGCAAACAAAAAAAGGUAAUGUUAAAGAGAAAAGCAUCAGUAUUUUUUGGGAAUGUUUGCGCAACAAAUUAUGUAUGGAAAUCAAGUUAAAUAAACCAAUCGAAAUUUUUCAAUGAAAGUUGCGCGUGCAUAAACCUCUUCUAGCAAUGGAAAUUAAAUGUAUGAUUAAAUUUUAGGGAUAUUGUAUAUACAUAAACAGAGGAAACCAAAGAGUAUAGAAACACUAAGAAAAAAGUUAAAUUCGAAACAAAUAUGUUAAAAUAUGAUCAAUAUUAUAACAAAGAAAUAGUGUUAAGAAAAGGAUUUUUCCAAGUGUUCAUGUAACACUGAGUAAACAAAUUUAAAUUUGAAAUUAAAUUAUAAAAGACAUAAUUUUUAGUUCUACUCAAAAGUAUGUAUUAUAUAAAUUAACUUUAGAAUUUAGGUUUUUAAUUUAAUCCGCAAACUAAGUCAGACCACAAACGCAUUUCCAUUAUCCACCUAGAUAUAAACCAAAAUGUACUUGUAAUCCAAAACCAAAUGAGAUCAAAAUAGUCGAUAAUCCUUAGUCUAAGUCUGCAACUAUGUUAAACUGUCCAUUUUGUCAAUGUGCGUCUUAUAAUUUGAACUCAAACUAAAUGUAAACUAUUGAAAACUGUUCUCCAAAUGAAAACUGAGACAACUGAAAUGUUCGCGCCAGGCGUUUGUAACAUUUUACUGUCCUUUUUAUUGCAAAACCAAACAACAAUUAAACUAAUUUUAAUUGUAAACCUAGACCGUAACGAUAUACGAUAUUAUACAAUGUAAAACAGAAUAUACGAUAAUUAUAAAGUAAAUAAAAUGAAAAUUAAACCAAA